AUGAGGAAGAUCCUUAAAAGGGACAUUCAGAAAAGUCUCAUGAUCCUCCUGGGCUUUCUUCAUUUAAUGUUGCAUUUCCAGGCCCUGGACAAGAAGAUCAGGAGGUUAAUGUUGCAUUUCCAGGCCCUGGACAAGAAGAUCAGGAGGUUAAUGUUGCAUUUCCAGGCCCUGGACAAGAAGAUCAGGAGGUUACUGUUGCGUUUCCAGGCCCUGAACAAGAAGAUCAGGAGGGUACUGCUGAGCGUGGCGGAGAGAUCAUCGUCGCAGGCAGAGGUGGCAUCACUGGACCACACUCCGGAUAUGGCAGGGAACGGAUCGUCCGGGGAGAGGGGCGGGCCGCCUUCCUACCUGGGGGACUUCGUGGGCUCGGAGAGUCUGUGGCCGCCGGCCCCGGCCCCCGCGGCGGUCUCCUGCCUGCUGCUGCUCGUCUGCCUGGCGGGGCUCCUGGGGAACGUACUGGCCCUCUACCUGCUCGGCUUCCGCGUCCCGAGGAACCCGUUCACCGUGUACGUCCUCCACCUGGCCGCCGCCGACCUGGCCGUGGUCCUGUCCCUGGCCUCCCGCGCGGCGGUGGGCGGGCUGGGCUCCCCGGGGGGCCCCUUGGCCACCUACCUCCGCUCCCUGGCCACCGCCGCGGGGCUCUGGGCCUUCGUGGCCGGGGUGAGCCUGCUGGCGGCCCUGAGCGCGGAGAGAUGCGCGGCGGUGCUCUGCCCGCGCUGGCACCGGGGGAGACGCCCCCCGCACCUGGCGGCUACCACGUGCGCCCUGCUCUGGGCGCUGUCCCUGGUGCUGACGGCGGCCCACACUUACCUGUGCGCCGUGGUGGCCCCGCGGGGCCCGUGCGGGCGGCUGAAGGUGGCCCUGGGCGGGCUCACCUUCCUCGGCUUCACCCCCAUCAUGGUCCUGUCCAGCCUGGCCCUGCUGGUGCGGGCCGAGUGCGGGGCCCCGAGGGCGAGGGGCCGGCGGCUCAGCCGCGUGGUCCUGCUGGCCGUCUCCGCCUUCCUCUUCUGCUCCCUCUUCAUGAGCGUCAACUGGUUCCUGGCCUGGGCCUUCGCCCUCCCGGCCCCCUACCCGGGCUCCGUGGUGGAGCUGUUCGCCUGCGGCCACUGCGGGGCCAAGCCGGUGGUCUACUUUCUGGCCGGCAGGGCCCGGCCCGGGGGGUUUGGGGAGCCCCUCGCCCUGGUCCUGCGGAGGGCCCUGGACGACGACGCCGAGCCCGGGCCGGGGGACGGCUUCGCCCCCAACACGGUUUCCUUGGAGAUGCAGUCGGAGACGCAGCUGGGUAAGGGCGGGGACCCCGCCUGA
Molecule: messenger RNA, 1305 nt
Organism: Tachyglossus aculeatus (Australian echidna)
Lineage: Eukaryota; Metazoa; Chordata; Mammalia; Monotremata; Tachyglossidae
Product: mas-related G-protein coupled receptor member F-like
Exons: 8
Coding region: 1-1305 (434 amino acids)
Biological process (GO): G protein-coupled receptor signaling pathway
Cellular component (GO): membrane
Molecular function (GO): G protein-coupled receptor activity
Source: RefSeq, a predicted model, not a curated record